Messenger RNA from Adineta steineri, 255 nucleotides. NCBI's taxonomy places the organism in Eukaryota, Metazoa, Rotifera, Eurotatoria, Adinetida, Adinetidae. The record is from the annotation of a GenBank genome assembly.
AUGGGAUGUACCACCUCAGAUGGUUCCCUCGUUAGUCAUUCUUGCAACUUUUUUAUUGCAGAAACUGAAGAGCAAUUAUAUCAAAAUAAUUCAAUUGCUAAUUUUAAAACAAGUAUGUUAAAUGUCGGGGCGAUCGAAUUAUUUGAUGAUGAUGCCACGGAUAUUAUUAAACGUGUAACAGCUAUGGAAGAAGACGUACAAGACAGCUCGGAUGAUGAUGCUAUGAGUUUUGGAGAUGAGUUUUACGUCGAAUAA